This is a messenger RNA of Plasmodium fragile, 336 nucleotides long. RefSeq lists its product as uncharacterized. The transcript has 2 exons. The record is from RefSeq and is a predicted model, not a curated record. Bases 1 to 336 code for a protein of 111 amino acids. NCBI's taxonomy places the organism in Eukaryota, Apicomplexa, Aconoidasida, Haemosporida, Plasmodiidae.
AUGGAGAUAGGUAAAAUAAGGGGGGGUAGGAAAAAUAACGGAGACACGCCAGAAAAAGGAGCCAAUAAAGUAAUGGCACUAUGUCAAGAUGAUGUGCAUACACAAAAUGAGAGAUGUAUCAGUAAUGCUGAAUACAAGAAUAAAUCGCUGAGACGGGGAAGCGUCCAGGAUUGUCCAAAAAUAGAAUACAUGAAAAAAAAAUCGAUAAAAAUGCAUUAUCUGUGGAAGUGGUCAAAAAAUAGCCAUUUUGAGAAACUUGCAAAAAAUAUUGAUACUUUGGAAAUUUUUAAACAAAUAAGAAAUUUUGUAAAAUUUUCAAAUAAUGCUCAACUUUGA